AUGGCGGCGGCAACCACAACAGCAGGAGCGCCUGCAGGUGAAUCUACUUCGCCAGUAACCAUAGUAUGCGUUGGCAUGGCAGGCUCAGGAAAGACGACUUUCAUGCAACGAAUUAAUUCACAUCUUCAUUCCAAAGGGAAAACCCCUUACGUCCUCAACCUGGAUCCGGCAGUCCACUCCGUGCCGUUCGAAAGCAACAUCGACAUCCGCGACUCGAUCAACUAUAAGGAAGUUAUGAAACAGUACAACCUGGGUCCCAACGGAGGAAUAUUGACUUCACUUAACCUGUUUGCGACAAAAGUAGACCAGAUCAUCGGUCUCUUGGAAAAACGGACGGCACCGGUCGAUCCCGCUAAUCCCAGUGGACGGCCGAUUAAACACAUCCUGGUCGAUACCCCUGGGCAGAUCGAAGUGUUCGUGUGGAGUGCAUCCGGAAGUAUCCUGUUGGAGACUCUUGCGUCCUCGUUUCCAACUGUCAUUGCAUAUGUGAUUGACACACCUCGAACAAGCUCCACUAGUACUUUUAUGAGUAACAUGCUCUAUGCGUGCAGUAUCCUCUAUAAGACCAAGCUUCCUAUGAUACUAGUCUUUAACAAGACGGACGUACAGGAUGCAGAAUUCGCCAAGGAUUGGAUGACCGACUUUGAUGCUUUCCAGACUGCUUUACGCCAGGAGGAGGAUGCCGGUGCGUUUGGUGCGGAAGGUGGUAGCGGUGGCUUCGGUGCGGGUAGCGGCUACAUGGGAUCCUUACUCAAUAGUAUGAGCUUAAUGCUUGAGGAAUUCUACCGGCAUUUGAGCGUCGUUGCGGUGAGCUCGAUGACUGGAGAUGGCAUCGACGAGUUCUUUAGUGCCGUGGAAGAGAAGCGACAAGAGUUUGAACGUGAUUAUCGACCGGAGCUCGAGCGCAAAAAGAACGAACGUGCGGAGCAGGCUACGAAGAGACGCGAUAUCGAGCUGGGUAAGCUUAUGAAAGAUAUGGCUGUGUCGAACAGGGGUAAGGACGAAUUGGCAGAGACUGUAAGUGAGGCAGAGGAGGACCCACACGGACGCGACGACGCGAUUGGCGCCGACGAAAGCGACGGCUCCUUAGGGGAAGAGGACUCUGCUUCCGCGGAUGUCGGUCUGGCCUCACGCUAUCAGCAAGCGCUGGCAGAUACUUCUCAGACUCAGCCUUCUGAUCAAGACAUCAGUUUCAUGAGAUAUCUUCGAGCCAGUCAGCCUUAAUAAAGAGAUACUAGAUUAUUUCUUUGACCUCCUCUUUCCUGAUAAGUACCCACAUGAUCGGCCGAGGCAUAACUGCUGCAGCGCCGGGGAUCUCCAGCUAAACCCCCAUGAGUCACUAGCCAUCUCAAAAUGAUAGAAUAACCCGGCGAUCCAAAGGGGAUUUUGUCACGGUCAUAAUUCAAGAGGAACUGCGACGAUGCCAUGACAUAUCAUUGCCUGUGUGAGAUCUCGGCUGUGUUUGGUUAUGCAUUUUCAUGCAAGGCCGUUUCUUUUUCCUUGGGCUCCACUGAUCAGUUUUUCCUUUGGCGCUGUCAAUUUUUAAUGCG
Molecule: messenger RNA, 1550 nt
Organism: Talaromyces stipitatus ATCC 10500
Lineage: Eukaryota; Fungi; Ascomycota; Eurotiomycetes; Eurotiales; Trichocomaceae
Product: ATP binding protein, putative
Exons: 2
Coding region: 1-1224 (407 amino acids)
Molecular function (GO): GTPase activity
Source: RefSeq, a predicted model, not a curated record